Osmia bicornis bicornis is the source of this 3517-nucleotide messenger RNA. RefSeq lists its product as uncharacterized. The record is from RefSeq and is a predicted model, not a curated record. NCBI's taxonomy places the organism in Eukaryota, Metazoa, Arthropoda, Insecta, Hymenoptera, Megachilidae. The transcript is spliced from 19 exons. Gene Ontology annotation, biological process: superoxide metabolic process. Bases 104 to 3481 code for a protein of 1125 amino acids. Gene Ontology annotation, molecular function: metal ion binding.
UGGCCUUAACUGGUUUUCAUUGUCAGGUAACAACUUGACGUAGCAUGGGUUAGGCUACAAGUUAGUUAAAAGAAUGUUUUAAAUAUUAUCUUUCAACAAAAACAUGUGGUGGUUACUUUUGUUAAGUUAUGUUACUAUUGGAUCUUCAUUACGACUCACGGCGUACAUUUCUUCUGGCGGACUUCAUGGAGAAAUUCGAUUUGAAAAAGUUACGGAAACAUCCGUGAGAAUUCGAUUUUCACUUCAAACUACCCUUCAAUAUCCAGACCAACAAUGGUUUUGGUCAGUUACUCAGUUUCCUGUCGAUUACACGCUUAUAAAUGAUAGAUGCGAUAGACAACAUCUCGGCGAGAGUAUUAUCGACUUAACGGAACUUGUUGGACCAAUUGAAAUGCCUGGAAACGAAACAGGAUCAGUAGAAGUUUCAAAUAUAAGUCUAACUGGAGAAAUGGGCUUAUGGGGUAAAGGCCUAUUACUUAAGGAUACAUAUUCAGAUAGAACCAUUUGUGCUUCAAUUACGGUCCUUGAAAAAAAUGUAGAAAAAUUUGCAGCAGCACAUUUUUACGGAAAUGUAGCAGGAACCAUUUGGUUCCGAUGGUUGGGAGGUCAUGCAGGUGAUAAUACCAGUGAUACAAUAAUUUAUGCGGACUUAUAUCAUGUUAAUAAUAAAAAAUUGCAAGGCGUUGAUUAUACGGAACAUAAUUGGAAGAUUUAUGUAACCGAUAUUUUUGACAUUAGCAAAGACAAAUCAAGUUGCAAUAUUUUGCAAACUGUAUUUGAUCCUGAUAAUGCGGGUAACGGGGAAGGUAUUGGUGAUAUUGAUAUGCGAUUAGGUAAAAUAAAAGUGGCUACAAAUCAUCAUAAAAGAUAUAAAACUCUGUACAGAGAUUCAAAACUAUCUCUGCUACCUGCUGAUUUACUUGGACCUCAUCGUUUAUUGUAUUUAGUUAUUUUUCAUCCAACACAUGAUGAUUCAUUUUUAGUUUGUACCAAAAUUAAUCAUAGGAAAACUAUUUUCGCCAAAACAUUCAUUAAUUCUAAUGGCAUCAAAGGAGAGAUAUCGCUAAACCAGGUAACUCCAUUUGAUCCAACAUGGGUUAAUAUAUCCUUAGUACCAGUUGACUUGGAAACAAGAUUACGUUAUGCUACUAAAAUAAAAUCAUACAGAAUUCAUGAGUUACCUCCAGAACCAGCAAAUAGUUUAAGUAAAACUGCUGAAAUAUGUCAAACAACAAAAAAAACCUACAAUCCAAAUAAUAUUGACGAAACAACUGCACCACCUCCAGGACUUGGUACUCAGGAUCAGUAUGCUAUUGGUGAUCUUUCGGGAAAACUUCAAGGUCGUAAAGAGGGAUCGUAUCAUUAUGAUAUUUUACCAGAAAGUGCUAAACUUACUGGAAUCUAUUGGGACACGUAUCUUCCACUGUCAGGAAUACAUAGUGUAAUUUAUCGCGGCCUUAUACUUCAUAAGUAUAAUGAAACUGACAAUAAAGGUGUUAUACCAUGGGUUUGUGGAACUUUAAGUCUUUAUUUGCCAGAUAAUACUGGACAAAUGCCAAUAUUAACUGCAGAAGUAGUGUACAGAUAUCCUAUUGUGGGAAGAAUUAUUUUCCGUCAACCGAAGAAUGAUCCACAAAUGGAUACUACUAUUAUCAUUGAAAAUCUGAUACAUGCAGAUGGUAAUGCUUUAAACAAUUCAGCACUCCAUAGAUGGAUGAUUCAUGACAAUCCACCAGGAAAAGAUUAUUAUAAUUGGACAGGCAGAUGUUUAAGUACUGGAGAGUCUUACAAUCCUUACAAAGUAGAAUGGGAUACAAAUAAGUCUGAAUAUUGUUCAUCGUUAAUAAUAACAUCGUGCCGUGUUGGUGAUUUAACAAGACACGGUACACUUGAUAUUGCUGGUAAAAAACAGUAUGGAACCCUACUUACUCGAAAACUUUUUACUGACACAAUGAUAGCUUUAUCAGGACCUAAUAAUGUAUUAGGAAAGAGUUUAGUAAUAUAUGAUGAUCAUGGACCCAAGGCGCGAGGAGAAAGAUUAGCAUGUUCGAUAAUUAGUGAAACGUAUCGCCGUAAGGCUGUAGCAAAGGACUGGUUCGGAAAUGGACAAAAUAUUCAAUUAAGAGGAAAAUUAGAAUUCUUACAACAAACUGAAUAUGAUAUCACAAAUGUAGAAGUAAAUCUUGAUGGUCUUGAUGGCAAAAUAAAAGGAUAUCAUGUACAUAUGACUCCAAUAGAACUAGAUUUAGAAUUUCCAUGUGAGGGUACAUCUUUAUAUGAAACUUGGAAUCCAUUGAAUGUUAAUACAAGUAAUAUACCGCGUUCUACUGAAGGAACAACUGAUCAAUAUAAAAUGGGUGAUCUCAGUGGAAAAUUUGGUACUCUAGAAAACAGAAAAAGAUAUAUGUCAGCUUUCAAUGAUACAAUGCUUCCUUUAUUUGGAUCAAGAAGUAUAUUAGGUAGAAGCAUAGUGAUUCACAAAAAAGAAAAAAAUUUACGAUGGGCUUGUUCAACUAUAGAAAGGGGAUACUCACCAUCUGAAGCUAGCGAGCUGAAAGCAAUUGCUUCUUUUCAUCAUCCUCAAGGAUAUGCAUAUGGUUACAUACGAAUGGCACAACUUGUUCACCGAGAUGGUAGCCAAAGUGAAACAAUAAUUGAAGUAAAAUUACGACAUCCGGGUAAACACGAUCGCAAUAUUACAAGGAACCACAAUUGGGCAAUAUAUGUAAAUCCAGUUGGUGUAGACGCAGCUGUUAAAGUAAAAGAUACUAGAUGUGUGGCAGGUGGAUAUAUGUGGAAUCCUUACUUUACCCAAUUAGCUGAUCCAUUGAAUGAUGAUUUAUAUAAACAAGAAUGUGGUCCUGAUUUACCGUUAAGAUGUUAUGUAGGUGAUAUAUCAGGCCGAUUAGGUCCUAUUGAUAUAGGACUGAGAAGACAAGUUUUUACAGAUUCGAACUUCCCUUUAGCAGGACCAGUGUCUGCAAUGGGAAGAUCUAUUGUCGUUUUUGAUCAAAAUUUUGGAAGUAACAGAUUUGCUUGUGCUAAUAUUGAACCAGAUAAUGAUAUUGUAAAGUACACAAAUAUAAGAAAACCGCCCCGUUUUGUAGUAGCCCAAUUUUUAGAAGAUAUAAGGAAAGUUAUGGGUAUUCCUGAAUGGAUGUUAUCCAUAGACAGCAGAAAAACUAAAAUCUUACAUAAUGGAGCAUGUAUUCAGUUUCUGCUACACUUUAAAGGUCCAAUUGCUAAUAAAUUAGAAAUGGAUUUUAACAAACUCAUAUCUACUGGGAAAUUAGAUGCACCUAGUUUAUCCAUUCAUGGAUAUGUUCCUAUAAAACGGAAAGCAACUUCAGGUUAUCGUCAAUGUGGAAAUCGAGAUCCAAAUGAUAAAUCUUUCAAUCUUUUACUGGAAAAUGCUUCUUCAUUACUGUUACCAGAGUUUAUGAUAAUUGUUGUAACAUUUGUUGUUGUCAGCGUUAUAUAAUAAGUCUAAAAUUUACAUUUCAUAUUUUUGUAUACU